GAAUGGUUUGUCAUCACUUGGGCUCAGAAUGGAGUCGUCGAACAUUAAAUUAUUUUUUCUAUUGUGUUUCUUAAUGAAAAUAAAUGUAAAAGCUGAGAUCAGUGGUCGACUUCUAGAAGAGAAUCAAGAUAUAGCCGAUACGGAUAUGGAACUAAAUGGUGCAGGAGCAGUUAAAGAAUUUCCAGCUGUACCACAAAACUCAGUACAAUUACAUGCCAGAUUUAAAUGCUAUGCUUGCGAGGCACCUUGCCUAAAUCCCUAUGAGCAUGCCCACACCUGUCAGAAUGCCAUUCAGUGCUGGAAAUCAACAACACGCGAUGCUGAGGGACAGGUGACUGUUUCGCGUGGUUGUUCCACCUCACCGGAUCACUUGCCGCUGAUUUGUAGCCAAAGUUCUCGAAGUAAACACAACUCAGCAUCGCCAGCAAAACGGAAUACGGCGAAUUUCGUAAAUGUCGAAUGCUGUACGGGAGAUUUUUGCAAUAGCGGUGAAUUUCCGGAAUUGCCACCAUUCAUGGGUAACGAUGUGACCGUCAUAACUGCUGAUAGCAGUAAUAUGAGUAAAAUGGCCUUGGCCAUAUUGGGUCCAUUCUUGGUCAUUACGUUAAUGGGAGCUGUGGCCAUAUUCUUUAUGCGUCGCAGUCAUCGCAAACGUUUGGCCGCUUCCCGCAUUAAACAAGAUCCGGAAUCCUAUUUGGUUAACGAUGAGCUGCUCCGAGCCACCAGUGCUGGGGAUAGCACACUGAGGGAAUAUUUACAGCAUUCCGUCACCUCGGGAUCAGGCAGUGGCCUGCCAUUGCUGGUGCAACGCACUUUGGCCAAACAGGUGACCCUUCUCGAGUGCAUUGGUCGUGGCAAAUAUGGUGAAGUGUGGCGUGGUCAUUGGCAUGGCGAAAGCAUAGCCGUUAAGAUCUUUUUCAGCCGUGACGAAGAGUCCUGGAAGCGUGAGACGGAGAUUUAUAGCACUGUUCUGUUGCGGCAUGAGAAUAUUUUGGGUUUCAUUGGCUCCGAUAUGACAUCAAGGAAUUCCUGCACUCAGCUCUGGCUAAUGACUCACUACUAUCCAUUGGGCUCACUUUUUGAUCAUCUAAAUCGCAAUCCCCUAAGCCACAACGAUAUGAUCUGUAUUUGUUUAUCUAUAGCCAAUGGCUUGGUACAUCUGCAUACCGAAAUCUUUGGCACUGAAGGCAAACCGGCAAUGGCCCAUCGUGAUCUGAAAUCAAAGAAUAUAUUGGUAACCUCUAAUGGUACAUGUGUCAUUGCCGAUUUUGGUCUAGCUGUAACCCAUUCCCAUGUCACUGGACAAUUGGAUAUGGGUAAUAAUCCCAAAGUGGGCACAAAACGCUACAUGGCCCCCGAAGUGCUCGAUGAGAGCAUUGAUUUGGAAUGCUUUGAGGCCUUGCGCCGCACAGAUAUCUAUGCGUUUGGUUUGGUCCUCUGGGAGGUGUGCCGCCGCACCAUUUCUUGCGGCAUUGCCGAGGAGUAUAAAGUUCCCUUCUAUGAUGUGGUGCCGAUGGAUCCAAGUUUUGAGGAUAUGCGUAAAGUUGUUUGCAUAGACAACUAUAGACCCUCAAUACCCAAUCGCUGGAGUUCCGAUUCGCUCCUGGCUGGCAUGUCCAAGUUAAUGAAGGAAUGCUGGCAUCAGAAUCCCAAUGUUCGUUUGCCCGCCUUGCGCAUUAAAAAGACUAUACACAAAUUAGCUGCCACGGAUGAGAAAAUACGUUUAGAUUUCGAUGAGGUCUGCGUUUAGAGAGUUAGAUUUAGUGGCAUUAGCUAACUAAUUAGUUAGGAUUGUAAUUUAAGUCUUAAUUUUUAGUGCAUAUGUAUAAAGUGAAGAACAACUAAGUCUAGAUGACAUUAGGCUAUCACCACCAGGAUUUAUGUUUCAUAAGUUUCAUCCCACACACACAUAAUUCUAUAAUUUUAUUAAGAAUUGGGGCAUAGUUCGGUCAUGCCCUCAAAUGUUUCAUAUGCAAACAAAAAAAAACUUUGUUAAAAUCAGAAAAUUAACUCUUUAAUUAUUUUUGGUAAACUUUAGUUUUGUUUUGGGUGAUUUAAUCUUGACUUUUGUGCCUUUAAAAUUGCCUUAUGUGUAAAAUCGAAAACAACUUGACUUUUUUUUAUAUUAUAAGGAUUUAUAUAGUUUAAGUUUACACACAUUCUCCCUCAUUUUAUCCAUAAAAAGUGCCAUUUGCAUUUUGCGAAUUGAAGAAUCACUCUUUGACAUCCUCACUUAUUGGAUCACUAUAAGCUAUGACUAGAAUUACUAUAUAUAUAAGACGUCGAUCGAUCACAUCUCCUACAUAAUUUACUCUUGUACAAAACAAAACAAAAAAAAACCCCAGAAAUAUACACACAAAUUAA
Molecule: messenger RNA, 2364 nt
Organism: Drosophila willistoni
Lineage: Eukaryota; Metazoa; Arthropoda; Insecta; Diptera; Drosophilidae
Gene: sax
Product: activin receptor type-1
Exons: 7
Coding region: 29-1750 (573 amino acids)
Biological process (GO): cellular response to growth factor stimulus; BMP signaling pathway; dorsal/ventral pattern formation
Cellular component (GO): plasma membrane; BMP receptor complex
Molecular function (GO): ATP binding; SMAD binding; transforming growth factor beta receptor activity, type I
Source: RefSeq, a predicted model, not a curated record